AUGCCUGCAUAUCGGGGCACCGUCCUCCCCGAUGAAAUCCUGUCCUUGAUAUGCGAGGAGCUGGGAAAUGAGAGGGAAUUCGGCUCGCUCUACACAUGCGCACUGAGUUCAAAGUCAUUCGCAGACCCAGCGCUUCGGACAAUGUACCAACUACACCAGCAUUCUCCGGCGUUCGAGCAGAGAGACGACCUGGAUGUCCGGCAAAGGCCGACCGACUUCGCUACCAAGGCCGCUGAACAGGCACAGUUCUAUCGUAAAUGGACCGUGUUAUGGCGCUCCAUCACUCUCUCGAGUCUCGACGACCACGCGACUUACAAACCCUACUGUCGAUACAUCAAAACCCUGGAUUUCCGCAACCUGUCGCUGAUGCUGGAAGACCCCAAGUUCACCGGUCCCGUUCGAAAGCAGUUCUUUGCUGGGAAACUCCAGCCUUUCCACUUCCCAAAGACGGAAUACAAGAGGCAGGUAGUGGAUGUCGUUGCCACGGUCAAUGCAAUCGGAGAUGCGGUGACCACGAAGACGACGCUGUUGGAGGAGAUUGACGGCCAUAUCAGCCCCGGGUUCCUGCCAAGGUGGAUAUCUCGCUCCCCAAAGCUUCAGACUAUGGUGCUCUGGAAAGGUGAUGCCCUGGUCAACGGCGCCGGAGCCGCAAUCGCCGAGCACUGCGAUAAUUUCCACAGCUUGACGUUACGCGAGUGGGAGUCUCCAGACGCAGACGAGGCAUUUGCAACUUUUCUGAACGAGCUCAAGCCGGACACGCUGAGUUACUUUGAAAUGAUCAGCAACAAUAAUCUUGGAAAGAGGUCUUUUCAAGCACUCGGACGGCACAAAACACUACAGCAACUGGAUCUGGGAAGUCUGAAUCAAGAUGCUGUACGGAAUCUGAAUGCGCUCAGGGACUGCACCGAGAUCCAGACGCUUAAGCUCGAAGACAAAUAUGGCAAUGUCCAGCUGGAGCUCCGAAACAACGAUGUAUUUCUAGAAGUCGUUGAUUGGCUAAGCUCUUGCAGAACUCUUAGCGACCUCUCUCUGAAGAAAUUCUUUGAUGGACCCGCGCUGCUCUCGAGAGUAUUGUGUUCGCCUAAUGUGAGGCUGACCAGGUUAUCCCUCGAGGGAUAUACCGUGCGCCACACCAAUUCUCAGUUAUUCCACACUGCACUGGCUGAGCAGAGGUCCCUUGAGUCAGUAUGGCUUAAGGGAAUUGGUGAAGACACGAUGCCCGACGAUCUCUCAUUUAUGGUCGAAGGCUUGUGUAACUUGACAAAUUUGAAAGAACUUGUCCUGAAAGAUGUCUCGGAUGAGUUUUCGGAGGAGCACAUCAUUUCUCUGGCUGUGAGUCUGCCACUUCUUGAAGACUUCUGGACAAGUGGUGGAGAAGUGUCGGCGGACAUCCUCCAACCUCUUGCGAACCUCAAGUACCUGAAGAAUCUCACACUGUACGCCAUGACCCGGUUUACCUUGAGUGCGAUCAUGGAGUUCUUGAUGAAUCUGGAUCCCGAGAGGCAGAAAGGGUUCAACCUGUCGCUGAUGGCCGUGGAUCCCGACUAUGAUUUGGCUGAAGAGAGCCAGGAGAUGAUCCGUGAGUAUAUGCGAGCAAACCUUGAUGGCAGAUUCGACUUUGUCUUGUGGCGUGAGGCGGAGCCAAGUGACAGUGAGGAAGAUUGA
Fonsecaea nubica is the source of this 1665-nucleotide messenger RNA. RefSeq lists its product as hypothetical. The record is from RefSeq and is a predicted model, not a curated record. The transcript has 2 exons. Bases 1 to 1665 code for a protein of 554 amino acids. Lineage: Eukaryota; Fungi; Ascomycota; Eurotiomycetes; Chaetothyriales; Herpotrichiellaceae.